CCGGAGGACAAAUCCCCCCGGCAGAGCCUGGUGGGAGAGGCCGUUUUGAAGGGCUCCACGGCGCAGGAAGGCAGCGGGGAGGAAAAGGCCCAGAGAUCCCCCCGCAGGAGGGGCUCCAAAGCCAGCCCAGGGUGCUCUGAGGAGGAAAGACCCAGCCUGUGCCGGGAAGGUGACCGGAGCUUGAGGGGGAGCUCUGAGCUGGUGGUCCCUGAGCAGCCUCCCAGCAGGGAAAAACCCUACAAGUGCUUGGAAUGUGGGAAGAGCUUCAGGAAGAGCACCAACCUCCUCACCCACCAGCACAUCCACACUGGGGAACGGCCCUACAUGUGUGGGGAAUGUGGGAAGAGCUUCAGGAAGAGAGACCACCUGAUCCGACACCAGCACACCCACACUGGGGAAUGGCGCUACAAGUGUGUGGAAUGUGGGAAGAGCUUCAGGGACAGCACCGACCUGAUCAGACACCAGCACACCCACACUGGGGAGCGACCCUACAUGUGUAGGGAAUGCGGGAAGAGCUUCAAGAUCAACUCCCACCUCCAUGCCCACCAGCUCAUCCACACAGGGGAACGGCCCUACAAAUGCUUGGAAUGUGGGAAGAGGUUUCAGACCAGCUCAGAUGUCCUCAGGCAUGAGCGGACACACACAGAUGAGAGGCCCUUCCGCUGCACCGACUGCGGGAAGAGCUUCAACCGCAACUCCACCCUCAUCAGGCACCGGCGCAGCCACAGCGGGGAGAGGCCCCACAAGUGUGGGGAGUGUGGGAAGAGCUUCACCAGGAGCUUUACCUUGACUUCACACCAACGGACCCACCAGUAAGG
Messenger RNA from Neopelma chrysocephalum (saffron-crested tyrant-manakin), 818 nucleotides. Its product is annotated as zinc finger protein 239-like. Gene Ontology annotation, molecular function: DNA-binding transcription factor activity; RNA polymerase II cis-regulatory region sequence-specific DNA binding. NCBI's taxonomy places the organism in Eukaryota, Metazoa, Chordata, Aves, Passeriformes, Pipridae. Gene Ontology annotation, biological process: regulation of transcription by RNA polymerase II. The record is from RefSeq and is a predicted model, not a curated record. The transcript has a single exon. The annotation marks the transcript as partial.